UUGACGAUUGCGUUACCGUCCUUCCACGUCGCAAGCAGGGAUGGUAGUCAGAUGUGCUAUUGCGAAGCAGUGUGGUCAAGUGUUGAUUUGAAGUGAGUGUUCGGGAAGUGGAAUAAAUCGAUAUUCAUAACAGAAAAGUUAGUUUUAAAACAUCGCAACGAAAUGAAGACACAUAGCAUUUUUUUGUUACUUUUUAUUUCAACAAUUACUCUCACAUUCAACAAAGUUUAUGCUCAAGAAGAUGAAAAUAUAGAUGAUAUCGUAGAUAUUGAAGGAGAAGAUAAUUCUGUAAUAACAGAUGAAGAACCAGAAGAUGAAACAACCACAGCUUCAUCUGAUGCUGAUACAACAAUAUUAUUUACUAAACCAGUUUAUAGUGGAUUAUCAACAUUAGAACUACCAGCUGGAAAUUUAGUUGAAUUUCUUGUUGGUUUUACCAAUAAAGGUGAAUCAGAUUUUGUUCUGGAAUCAUUGGAUGCUUCUUUCCGUUAUGCAAUGGACUUCAACUUUUACAUUCAAAACUUUUCAACUGUUGCAUAUAAUAAAAUUGUAAAACCAAAACAUGAAGCAACAUUAGCAUAUUCAUUUAUUCCGUCAGAAAAUCUUGCUGGAAGACCUUUUGGCUUUAAUGUCAAUCUGAAUUAUAGAGAUACAAAUGGUAUUGGCUUCAGUGAAGCUGUUUACAAUGAAACAGUGCAAAUAAUAGAAUUAGAUGAUGGUCUGGAUGGAGAAACAAUUUUCCUAUAUGUAUUUCUGGCAGCAUGCGUGAUAUUGAUACUUGUAGGAGGACAGCAGCUGCUGUCAUCUCUUGGUCGUAAAUCUCGAUCUUCUAACACUCGUAAAACACCUGUAGAAAUGGGUACAUCCAAUCCUAAUAAUGUAGAUUAUGAUUGGUUGCCAAAAGAAACAUUAAAUAGAAUUAAUAAAUCUCCUAAAACUCCUAGACAAAGCCCUAGGCAACGGAAAGUUAAGAGAACGGCUGAUGAUUAAGUUACGUUGAUAUGUGCGUGUGUGAUUACUGUGUGUAAAUAAGAAGUAUGGUUUUAUAUUUGUAAUAAUUCCUUAGCAACAAAUUUUCAUAUUUUUGCAUCCAUGAUGUAUUAAAGUAAAAAUUCAACAUCGUUAUUGUAUGUAUAUUCAAAAU
This is a messenger RNA of Eufriesea mexicana, 1144 nucleotides long. RefSeq names its product signal sequence receptor subunit 1 l(1)G0320. Bases 163 to 990 code for a protein of 275 amino acids. NCBI's taxonomy places the organism in Eukaryota, Metazoa, Arthropoda, Insecta, Hymenoptera, Apidae. Gene Ontology annotation, cellular component: endoplasmic reticulum membrane; endoplasmic reticulum. The record is from RefSeq and is a predicted model, not a curated record. The transcript is spliced from 5 exons.